CCAAAACAAUGCAAUACCAAAGCACAGGACUUGAAAGUGCAUCUAUCAAUCACAUUACUCAAGCCAUUGAUGACACAAUUAACACAGGAGUGGAGGUAAUGAUAUUCUCCUCCUCAUAUGAGAGACCUGUUUCAUGUCGUUGUUCUGCUCGUUAUGGCAAUAUUUUGUACUUAAAUAAUAUUAGAGUUUACAAUGAUUUUGCUGUUAGUAUUCAACCUACAGCUUGCAUUGAUAUUGGUACAAUUUCCAAGAUUGGUGUUUGGAUUGGACAUAAGGACCCUGCAACAAUUCGUAAUGGGUCGUAUGUUGAACUGACAUCAGAUAGUGUUACUUUGAAUGAUGAAAGAGAAAAGAAAGCAUAUCAUUACCCUGGCUUGUUACUGGGUUUGUACUCCAACUCUAACAAACUCCUUGGCAAAUUACAAGCAUUUCGUAGUGAUCACUGUAAUCUUCCAUUAGCACAUACCAGAUAUUAUGCUAACAUGGGUACUGUGUAUGCCAAGGAGAAAUGUCCCAUUUUCGGUAGAUUCACUGUGGAUCUUUCAAAACCAUUUUCUUUGAGAAGUUUGGUGUUUAUUUAUUAUGGAGAUACCAAUUUGAUUCCAUCAUUCCAAAACUGUGAAUCCAAUGCACCUUUUGUCUCAGUCAACACUGUUGAUGGAUUUACCUAUCAAGGUAAAUUUCAACCACUGGGAGAAGAAGGUGGUCGUUUAUCUGAUUUUGGAAUCAAUUCUUGUCUUAUUUGGAAACAUCAUCCAUUUGGUCUUAAGAAUUCCAGCUCCAAAAGUGUGGACACUAAACAAUAUAUUGAUAUUAGAGGUGAAUGCUAUCUAUCUCUUGGUGCUUCUGUAUCAUUGAGCAUCCUUCCAAACACAAACAUUAAUCCAAGUAAUACUGUACAAAACAAAUACAACAAAAAUCAAUAUAGUCAACCAACAUUUAUUCAAACAACUGAUCAAAGCAUAGAGCUCCAUCAAAAGACAGGCAGGGACUUUGAGACCUUCUUUACAAAAUUUAAGGAUCUGGUCUGUGACUGCGCCUAUGAGUUAGUUGGUACCUAUACUCGUGAAUUUUCUGAUUGUGUCAGAAAUUAUGGUAAACAGUAUCAACAAGUAACUGGAAACAACAUCAAGCCCUUAGUUGAAUCAGUUAUCUUUAAUAUUCGUCAUCCUGCAGCACAUAGAGGUUUGAAAAUGAACGAGGCAGAUGCACACAUUGAAUUAAUGAAACAACUUGUUGCAGACUUGUUAGGACAUAUGAUUAAUCACUAUAAUGUUUUCAUUACAAAUCUUUACAAUAAUCAAAAUCCAUUGCCUCCAAUAUAUAAUCAAUCAAGGAUGAAUUAUCAGGCUAAAACUCAAAAAAUAGCCGACAGUAUUGCAUUAUUCCAUCAAGACUUGGAUAAGAUUUAUAGACCUAUCAAUGCCUAUAAAGAAUGGAGGCAAACGAUGAUGGAAUAAUAACUAAUCCAACAAGAAAGCUAUAUUAACACAUGUGUAAAUAACAAAAUAAACAAUAUUCAACAAAUAAUCUCCC
Naegleria gruberi is the source of this 1536-nucleotide messenger RNA. RefSeq lists its product as uncharacterized. Bases 9 to 1460 code for a protein of 483 amino acids. The record is from RefSeq and is a predicted model, not a curated record. The transcript has a single exon. Lineage: Eukaryota; Heterolobosea; Eutetramitea; Acrasida; Naegleriidae.